AUGGAGGACAGAUACUACCCAGUGAUCUUCCCAGAUGAGCGGAAUUUCCGCCCCUUUACUUCCGACUCUCUGGCCGCGAUAGAGAAGCGGAUCGCCAUCCACAAGGAGAAGAAGAAGUCCAAAGACAAGGCAGCCACUGAGCCCCAGCCUCGGCCUCAGCUUGACCUAAAGGCCUCCAGGAAGUUACCUAAGCUUUAUGGUGACAUUCCCCGCGGGCUGAUAGCAAAGCCCCUGGAAGACCUGGACCCAUUCUACAGAGACCAUAAGACGUUCAUGGUGCUGAACAAGAAGAGAACAAUCUAUCGCUUCAGUGCCAAGCGGGCCUUGUUCAUCCUGGGGCCUUUCCAUCCCAUCAGAAGUUUAAUGAUUCGGAUCUCGGUCCAUUCGCUCUUUAGCAUGUUCAUCAUCUGCACAGUGAUCACCAACUGUAUAUUCAUGGCUUGUUUUGUGGAAAGAAGACAAGUCUCUGAUGUUUCUGAAUAUAUCUUCACUGGAAUUUAUAUUUUAGAAGCUAUAAUUAAAAUCUUGGCAAGAGGCUUCAUCCUGGAUGAGUUUUCCUUCCUCCGAGAUCCGUGGAACUGGCUGGACUUCAUUGUCAUCGGAACAGCGAUCGCAACUUUUUUUCCAGGUGCCAAAGUCAACCUUUCUGCUCUUCGUACCUUCCGAGUGUUCAGAGCUCUGAAAGCAAUUUCUGUUGUCUCAGGUCUGAAGGUCAUUGUUGGGGCUCUGCUGCGCUCUGUGAAGAAGCUGGUGGAUGUGAUGGUCCUCACUCUCUUUUGCCUCAGCAUCUUUGCCCUGGUUGGCCAGCAGCUCUUCAUGGGAACUCUGAACCAGAAAUGUGUUAAGCAAAACUGUGGCCCUAACCCUACAUCCAACACGGAUUGCUUUGUAAAGGAAAAGGAAAGUGAAGACUUCAUAAUGUGUGGCACCUGGCUCGGCAGGAGCUCCUGCCCCAAUGGUUCUACAUGCAAUAGAACCACAUUUAACCCAGACUAUAAUUACACCAAGUUUGACAACUUUGCCUGGUCUUUUCUCGCCAUGUUCCGAGUUAUGACUCAAGACUCCUGGGAGAAGCUGUAUCGACAGAUCCUCCGGACCUCUGGGACCUACUUUGUCUUCUUCUUCGUGGUGGUCAUCUUCCUGGGCUCUUUCUACCUGCUUAACCUAACCCUGGCCGUCGUCACCAUGGCUUAUGAAGAGCAGAACAGGAAUGUAGCUGCAGAGACAGAGGCCAAGGAAAAGAUGUUUCUGGAAGCCCAACAGCUGUUAAGGGAGGAGAAGGAGGCUCUGGUUGCCAUGGGAAUCCACAGAAAUUCCCUUAAUUCCCUUCAAGCAUCGGCCUUUUCCCCGAAGAAGAGAAAGUUCUUUGGAAGUAAGACAAGAAAAUCCUUCUUUACCAGAGGGUCUAAAAAGGACCCAGCGUCAGUAUCAGACUCAGAUGAUGAGUCCUCGAGAAACCCACAACUCCUCGAGCAAACGAAACGACUGUCCCAGAACCUGCCAGUGGACCUCUUCAGUGAGAACAUGGAUUCCUUCCACAGGCAGAGAGCUCUGAGCGCAGUCAGCAUCCUGACCAUCACCAUGCAGGAACAAGAAAAGAGCCAGGAACCUUGUUUCCCAUGUGGGAAACAGUUGGCAUCCAAGUACCUGGUGUGGGACUGCAGCCCCCAGUGGCUGUGCAUUAAGAAGGUCCUGCGGACUGUGAUGACAGACCCCUUUACUGAGCUGGCCAUCACCAUCUGCAUCAUAGUUAACACGGUCUUCCUGGCCAUGGAACACCACAACAUGGAUGAUGUUUUUAUAACCCUACUGAAAAUAGGAAACUGGGUCUUCACUGGGAUUUUUGUGGCAGAAAUGUGUCUGAAGAUCAUAGCGCUGGAUCCUUACCACUACUUUCAGCAUGGCUGGAACAUAUUUGACAGCCUUGUUGCUCUUCUGAGUCUCGCUGAUGUGCUUUACAACAACCUGUUCGAUAAGAGCAAUCGCUCCUUCUUGGCUUCCUUCAGAGUGCUGAGGGUCUUCAAGCUAGCCAAAUCCUGGCCCACUUUAAACACUCUCAUUAAGAUCAUCGGCCACUCGGUGGGAGCGCUUGGAAACCUGACGGUGGUCCUGACCAUCGUGGUCUUCAUUUUCUCCGUGGUCGGCAUACAGCUUUUUGGUAAUAAGUUCAACCAGACUGUCCACAUUACGCAGGCGACGCAGUGCAGGCGGCGCUGGCACAUGGGCGAUUUUUAUCACUCCUUCCUGGUGGUGUUCCGCAUCCUCUGUGGGGAAUGGAUUGAGAACAUGUGGGAGUGCAUGCAGGAGAUGAACGACUCCCCACUGUGCAUCAUUGUGUUCGUGUUGAUCAUGGUGAUAGGAAAACUCGUGGUGCUUAACCUCUUCAUUGCCUUGCUGCUCAAUUCCUUCAGCAAUGAGGAGAAAGACGGGAGCCAAGAAGGAGGCACCAGGAAAACCAAAGUGCAGCAGGCCCUGGAUCGCUUCCACCGGGCCUUUUCCCUCUUGCUUCGCGCUCUUCGGAAUUUUUGUUGCAAGAAACGCGGGAGGCACAACCCCCCGAAGCCGAAAGGGACCAUGGGAAGCUUUGCUGGUGAAAGCAAAGACAUGAUUCUUCUGGACGCGCGACCCUGGAAGGAGUUUGACGCGCAAACGACCUUGGACACCGGGCAGGCCUGGGCUCCGAUGGCCCCACUUGCAGAGGAAGAAGAUGACACCGAGUGGUGUGAGCUCACUACCCAGCCCGUCUCACAGCUUAGCACUGGGGUUCAGACCUGUGAUCUCCCUCUGGAAACCAAGCAGCCCCCCAGCCCAGAUGGCCAAUGUGUGGAAAUUGAAGUGUUUUCUGAAGAAGACCCGAACUUAACCAUUCAGAGUGCUCGAAAGAAGUCUGAUGCUGUAAGCGUGCUCUCAGAAUGCAGCACGAUUGACCUGAACGAUAUCUUUAGAAAUUUACAGAAGACUGUUCCUCACAAGAAGCAACCAGAUAGAUGCUUGCCCAAAAGCCUCACUUGUCACUUCCUAUGCUACAAAACACACAAGAGGAAGUCCCCCUGGGUCGUGUGGUGGAACCUUCGGAAAACAUGCUACCAAAUCGUGAAGCACAGCUGGUUUGAGAGCUUUAUAAUCUUUGUCAUCCUGCUGAGCAGCGGAGCACUGAUAUUUGAAGAUGUCAAUCUCUCCAAGCGGUGCCAAGUUGAGCGAUUACUAAGGUGUACUGAUAAAAUCUUCACGUUCAUUUUCAUCCUGGAGAUGAUUCUCAAGUGGGUGGCCUUUGGGUUCCGGAAGUAUUUCACCAGUGUCUGGUGCUGGCUCGAUUUCCUCAUUGUGAUUGUGUCUGUAGUCAGCCUCAUGAACUUACCAAGCUUGAAUUCCUUCCGGACGCUGCGAGCACUGAGGCCUCUGCGGGCGCUCUCUAAGUUUGAAGGAAUGAAGGUGGUUGUCAAUGCCCUCAUCAGUGCCAUACCUGCCAUCCUCAACGUCUUGCUGGUCUGCCUCAUUUUCUGGCUCAUAUUUUGUAUCCUGGGAGUAAGUUUUUUCUCUGGGAGGUUUGGAAGAUGCAUUAAUGGGACAGACAUAAAUAAAUACAUCGAUCGCAGUGAAAUUUCAAACCAAAGGCAAUGUGAAGGUCGUAAUUACUCCUGGGUGGUCCCUAAUGUCAACUUUGACAACGUGGGCAGUGCCUACCUCGCCCUGCUGCAAGUGGCAACAUAUAAGGGCUGGCUGGACAUUAUGAACGCAGCCGUUGACUCUGGUAAGAAAGACGAGCAGCCGUACUUUGAGGCGAAUGUCUAUGCAUACCUUUACUUUGUGGUUUUUAUCAUCUUUGGCUCAUUCUUCACCCUGAACCUCUUCAUCGGAGUUAUUAUUGAUAACUUCAACCAGCAGCAGAGAAAGAUAAGUGGCCAGGACAUUUUUAUGACAGAAGAACAGAAGAAAUACUAUAAUGCAAUGAAAAAGUUAGGAACCAAAAAACCUCAAAAACCUAUUCCAAGGCCACUGAACAAGUGCCAAGCCUUUGUGUUCGACCUGGUCACAAGCCAGGUCUUUGACAUCAUCAUUCUGGGUCUUAUUGUCCUAAAUAUGCUUAUCAUGAUGACUGAAUAUGAUGGGCAGACCAAAGACAUGAAGAAAAUCUUUGACAUCCUCAAUGUAGUCUUUGUGGUCAUCUUCACUGUAGAGUGUCUCAUCAAAAUCUUUGCUUUGAGGCAGCACUACUUCACCAAUGGCUGGAACUUAUUUGAUUGUGUGGUCGUGGUUCUUUCUGUCGUUAGUACCAUGGUUUCUGGCUUGGAGGACAGUAGCAUUCCUUUCCCACCCACGCUCUUCCGAAUUGUCCGCUUGGCUCGGAUUGGCCGAAUCCUCAGGCUGGUUCGGGCGGCACGAGGCAUCAGGACGCUCCUCUUUGCCCUGAUGAUGUCUCUCCCCUCUCUCUUCAAUAUUGGCCUGCUGCUCUUUCUGGUCAUGUUCAUUUACGCCAUCUUUGGGAUGAACUGUUUUUGCAAUGUGAAGAGGAGCUCCGGAAUCGAUGACAUCUUCAACUUUGACACGUUUUCAGGCAGCAUGCUGUGUCUCUUCCAGAUAACCACGUCGGCUGGCUGGGACUCACUCCUCAGCCCCAUGCUGGACUCAAAGGCCAGCUCCAACUCCUCCCAGGAUAGCUGUCAGCAGCCACGGAUAGCCAUAAUCUACUUCGUCAGCUACAUCAUCAUCUCCUUUCUCAUUGUGGUCAAUAUGUACAUUGCCGUGAUCCUAGAGAAUUUCAACACAGCCACAGAGGAAAGCGAGGACCCUCUGGGUGAAGAUGACUUUGAGAUCUUCUAUGAGAUCUGGGAGAAGUUUGACCCCGAAGCAACACAGUUCAUCCCGUAUGCGUCCCUCUCUGACUUUGCCGAUGCCCUGCCUGAGCCAUUGCGUGUGGCCAAGCCUAAUAAGUUUCAGUUCCUGGUGAUGGACCUGCCCAUGGUAACAGGGGAUCGCCUCCACUGCAUGGAUGUCCUCUUUGCCUUCACCACGAGGGUCCUGGGGAGCUCCAGCGGCUUGGAUACAAUGAAAACAAUGAUGGAGGAGAAGUUCAUGGAGGCCAAUCCUUAUAAGAAGUUGUACGAGCCCAUAGUCACCACCACCAGGAGAAUGGAGGAAGAGCUGGGCGCUGCCAUCAUCCAGAGGGCCUACCGAAAACACAUGGAGAAGAUGAUGAAGCUGAAGCCGACAGACAGGCUGACUUCGUCAUUUUGCAAUGGAGACCUGUCUGGCUUGGAUAUGGCCAAGGCCAAGGCUCACCGUGACUGA
Acomys russatus (golden spiny mouse) is the source of this 5289-nucleotide messenger RNA. It is a transcript of the gene Scn11a, whose product is annotated as sodium voltage-gated channel alpha subunit 11. Gene Ontology annotation, biological process: neuronal action potential; membrane depolarization during action potential; sodium ion transmembrane transport. The transcript is spliced from 26 exons. Bases 1 to 5289 code for a protein of 1762 amino acids. The record is from RefSeq and is a predicted model, not a curated record. Gene Ontology annotation, molecular function: voltage-gated sodium channel activity. Gene Ontology annotation, cellular component: plasma membrane; voltage-gated sodium channel complex; axon. Lineage: Eukaryota; Metazoa; Chordata; Mammalia; Rodentia; Muridae.